CUGCUUGCUGGCCCCCUGGAUGCUCUCGUAUAUAGUCUACUCCCGCUGCUCAUGAUUCCAUUUCUGUCAGUCCUGUGGCUUUGCUCGCGGUGACCCUCCAAGCAGACGUGUGUCUGCGUCCUUUCAUUGAUUUAUUCUACGCUCGUUCUCUAGCCUUGGCCGACUACAAGUCCGACCUGCAGUCAUUCCUUUUAAAUCAUGGUCUUCAGCAAGAGCCUCGCCGUUGCCUCGGCGGUCUCAGCCGUGUCUCCUUUUGCACAUGCUUUCAACGCACAGGCAAAGUCAAAUAUUGCGGUCUAUUGGGGCCAAGGGGAUAACCAGGCGCGCCUCAGUCAUUUCUGCCAAGACACUUCGCUAGAUAUCAUCAACAUUGGAUUCGUCAAUAUAUUUCCAGACCAGGGUGCUGCCAAUUGGCCUGGCAGUAACUUUGGCAACCAAUGCAAUGGACUGACCUACGAGAUUGGUGGUGUCAAGACGGAAUUACUCUCGGGCUGCCAUCAGAUUAUGGAAGACAUUCCUAUCUGUCAGGCAGCGGGCAAGAAAGUUCUCUUGUCUUUAGGGGGCGCCACUCCUGACAACCAGAAAAUCCUUUCGACAAAGAGCGCUAUUGGUUUCGCCGAGUUCCUCUGGGCAUCCUUCGGACCAGUGGACGAUGCUUGGGUGGCAUGGGGCGGUCCUCGUCCGUUUGGCAAUGUAUCUGUUGACGGUUUCGACUUCGAUAUAGAGCACAACGGUGGAUUUGGCUACGCAUCUAUGGUCACUCGUUUCCGUGAGCUUUUUGCCGAGAAACCAGACCAGAAAUUCUACCUGUCCGGUUCUCCUCAAUGUCAUCUCCCCGAUAAACAACUGGGCCUCGCGAUCGCAACAUCCGCAUUUGACUUUGUAUGGGUGCAGUUCUACAACAAUGAUGACUGUUCUGCACGUAACUUUGUCGGUGGCGAGGGGUUCAACUUCGACGCUUGGGUCGACAUCAUCAAGUCUGGCGGAAACCCGGAUGCGAAGCUCUUCGUCGGUCUGCCUGGCAGUAAAGCUGCGGCACUUGAUGGGUACUAUUUGCCUCCUGAUGAGGUCAAGCCUUUAGCUUCUAAGUAUAUGAAGCUGUAUCCUGAUACUUUUGGGGGUAUUAUGGUUUGGGAGGCGACUCAAUCUGACCGGAACCAGAUCAAUGGGACUAGCUACGCAGGCAAUAUGAAGAGAAUACUGACUGAGCUUGAUCCUACGCCUCCCGCUCCGACGACACCUCCUUCAAGCUCCCCUAAUGUAUCGAGCACCCCUAUUCGGUCCAGUACCCCAGUUAGCUCUCUAACACCAUCGCCUUCAACUACACCUGCUCAGUCUAGCACGCCUGUCGCUUCUUCGACCUCGUUGGUCUCUAGUACACCCGUUCGUUCCAGCACGCCUAUUGUAUCAAGUGCUCCUGCCCACUCUGGCACAGCUUCUUCAACCCCGUUGAUGUCUAGCAGCCCGGUUCACUCCACUACACCAGUCCACUUUAGUACUCCUCUUAUACCAAGUACUUCUACUCGCUCAAGUUCUCCUGCCACUCUGGCACAGCUUCUUCAACCCCGUUGGUAUCUAGUAGCCGAGUUCGUUCCAGCACACCAGCUCAGUCCAGCGCCCCAGCUCACUCAAGCACUCCUAUUGUGUCAAGUGCUCCUGCCCACUCUGGCACAGCUUCUUCAACCCCGUUGGUGUUUAGCAGCCCAAUUCACUCUAGUACACCAGUUCACUCUAGUACUUCUCUUAUACCAAGUACUUCUACUCAGUCCAAUACACCUGUGCAGUCCAGCACACCUCUCCAUUCAAGCACUCCUGUCCAGUCAAGGCCCCCGUCAUCUUCCAGCAUAUCUGAUCAAUCGAGUACCCCAAUUAGGUCUGCAACCACGUCAACGGCUCUUGUUCCAGACCAGUCGUCUACUCCGGCCACAUCUCUGACACAAUCGGGUCCUGGAACGAUUGUUCACUCUAGCUCGCCUAUCAGCUCCAUGGCAUCUUCAGUAUCCGGAACACCCAUGAGCUCGGGCUGGGCAAUUCCCUCGGCAACGCCGAUUCAUUCUGGGACGCCAAUCUCUUCUGGAGAGCUUUCCUCAUCGAGCGCUCCAACUGCUACCAGCUCAUCGGUCACUCCAACGGAG
Aspergillus alliaceus is the source of this 2135-nucleotide messenger RNA. It is a transcript of the gene chiA1, whose product is annotated as class III chitinase ChiA1. The coding region runs from base 199 to 1935 and encodes 578 amino acids. Gene Ontology annotation, cellular component: extracellular region. The record is from RefSeq and is a predicted model, not a curated record. Gene Ontology annotation, biological process: carbohydrate metabolic process. Gene Ontology annotation, molecular function: chitinase activity. NCBI's taxonomy places the organism in Eukaryota, Fungi, Ascomycota, Eurotiomycetes, Eurotiales, Aspergillaceae. The transcript has 3 exons.